UGUAAAAUUCAAAGUUUUUUGAUGUGCUAUUUUAGUAAAAAAUGAUUCAGGUGCAUUUAUUAAUACACAAGUAUUCGAAAACGAAAUUCUAAAUUUUCUAAAGGUCAAAUUCUGUCGUUACACAGACCUAGAUAUGCUGUCUUCAAGGUCGUUGUCUAAUGUGUGCUAUUCAAAUCGUUGAUUUCAGUCGAUCUACUGGCGAUGCGAUCAUUAAAUAUAAUUGAAUUGUUUUACAAAAAUACUAUAUAGAUGUGAAAAAUAAACGGCCGUACUAUAUGUAAAAGAAAGGCCCAAGUUCUUAAAAUCUCAAAAAAUAAUAUCAAAUAAACAAUAUAUAAACAAAUUUUCCAUUAUCACUUUAGCACUACUCAUACAACAAUUAUUUGUUCGCAUCUUCUAUACUUUGAAUAUUUUGCUUUCUCUUUUGAAAACCGCCCCUGUGCGCAUGACUCGACCUACACAAAAAGCCAGAAUACACACCACUGAAUCAACGUGUUCUCGCUCUUCGGUUAGUUGAGUGCAUGGUUACGUUGAGCGAACACUAACAAAUCAGCCAAAGCAGCUAAAGCAGCCACUAGUAGGCCAAGCGUAAUUGAUGUCGGAGUUAAUUUUUCUUUGUUGAAUUGUAAAAUUUCAAAAUAAUUUUAGUGCGCAAUUAAAAAAACAGAACAAAAACAUAUUUACACUAUAUAUUUGCGUUGUUUUAAAUAUAUUUAAUGAAAUUUAACUUUUAUUUACAAAUUUGCUACAAUAUUACCACUGGGACCUUCAAUUCCAAUUUGUGAAGCAAGAAUCGAUAAAGAAGAAAAGCAAAGACCCAAAGCCAAAACGAAAAUAAUAACAAAGGCGACAGAAACUGAAAGAAACUGAAAGUUUGUAAAAUAACCUUAGAAAAAUAAUAAAAAUUAAAUUGUGUUUAUUACAAAUAUUACGAAAAUUACGAAAAUUAUAAAAGCAAAGUGCAGUUUGUUUAAUUAAUGCGACGAUGCCAUCCUUGCUGGAAGCAUUAGAAAAGAAGUACUGGGCACCAGACAAUGAUUUCAAUGAGAAAGCCAUAAGCUCUUCCAAUGCUGAUGCACAAGGAGCUGCAGCGGCUGAAGAACGACUCAUAUCCAUUUUCAUACCCAGACAAUCGCCCCUAAUGUGUGUACCCGAACUGCUGGUUUUGAAUGAUUGCGACAUCGACUGUGCUGGCGAUUUCGAAAGUAUUAAGGAAAAGUGUCAACGAGUGCGCGAAUUGGAUUUAGCACAGAAUAAAUUACAAGAUUGGCAGGAAGUCUUCCACAUAGUGAAACACAUGCCUCGCAUUGAAUUUUUAAAUUUAAGUAAAAACCACUUAGUGGGACCCAUAUCAGAGCUGCACGCUCCAACAAUUUCAAAUCUGCGUAGUAUUGUGCUGAAUUGCACUUAUUUGGAUUGGAAUUGCGUGGAUGUGCUAUUAGAAAAUUCACCUAAAUUAGAGGAAUUGCAUUUAAGCUUAAAUAACUAUAAAGAGGUGCUCAUAGAUACAAACACAAACGAAGCAGCUACAGCUACAGCUACACCAACAGCUCACGAUCGGGAGCACAAUAUCACGGAGAACAACGACAACGACAACAUCAACGACAUUAGCCAACAAGCUUGUAAUGCGAACGAGUGUUGUUGUUGUUGUUGUCUCGCGGAUACAACGAAUACGCAGCAGCAAACUGAAGCGUCAAAGGCUAGUGAAGAUUGCAAGUAUUUAAGGAAAACAUCCGCACAUAAAGCACUAAAGACGCUACAUUUUACUGGUAACCCCAUUGAGUGCUGGCACGAAAUAUGUCGUCUGGGACGUGUAUUUCCAUACUUAGAGAACUUAGUCUUAGCUGACUGUCCUAUUAAAGCGAUUUAUGCGCACGAAGGUGACAAUCAAACAGGUGCUGAGGAUACAACCCAAACCGAUGAGCAGGAAAAUGACUGCCCUUACAAAUACUUUCCAAAUCUUGUGCUACUUAAUUUAAGUUCUGCCAAUAUAAAUACCUGGGACGAUAUUGAUAAGUUAGCGAAGUUUCCAAAACUAGAAAAUUUACGAGUUAAAAAUUGGCCCCUAUGGGAACGGCUGGAAUGUACAGAACAUGAACGCCGACAACUAUUAAUAGCACGUCUUCCUAAUGUAAGUCUCCUGAAUGGCGGUGGCGUUAUUACCGCAGAUGAACGUGAAGAUGCAGAACGUGCAUUUAUACGACACUACACAGAUAAACCAGUAAGUGAAAGACCUAAACGGUAUGAGGAACUUUUAACCAAGCAUGGCAAACUAGAUCCACUUGUUAACAUUAACUUAAAGCCUGAUAAACACGUUAAGGUGCUAAUCAUUUAUAAUGAUACUACUCAACCGCGACUAGUAGAUAUUAAUCGUACUGUUGCCGAUUUGAAGGUGAGCUUAGAGAAAGUGGUGGGCCUACCGGCGAACAAAAUGCGUUUAUAUUAUCAAGACCAAGACUACAAAGAAUUCGGACCAGAGCUUAUGAAAUACCCUAACAAACUACUGUACAGCUAUAAUUUACAGGCUGGUGAUGAAAUCAUCGUCGAUGAAAAAAAAUAAUUUCAAGUGAUUAUACAAUUUAUUUGUAAAUACGAACGUAGCGUUAAAUAUUGUAAAUU
This is a messenger RNA of Teleopsis dalmanni, 2619 nucleotides long. RefSeq names its product tubulin-specific chaperone cofactor E-like protein. The coding region runs from base 986 to 2560 and encodes 524 amino acids. Gene Ontology annotation, biological process: protein folding. The transcript is spliced from 2 exons. NCBI's taxonomy places the organism in Eukaryota, Metazoa, Arthropoda, Insecta, Diptera, Diopsidae. The record is from RefSeq and is a predicted model, not a curated record. Gene Ontology annotation, molecular function: alpha-tubulin binding.